This is a messenger RNA of Echinococcus granulosus, 1140 nucleotides long. RefSeq names its product Cell cycle protein kinase spo4. Gene Ontology annotation, molecular function: ATP binding; protein serine/threonine kinase activity. The record is from RefSeq and is a predicted model, not a curated record. NCBI's taxonomy places the organism in Eukaryota, Metazoa, Platyhelminthes, Cestoda, Cyclophyllidea, Taeniidae. The transcript is spliced from 5 exons. Gene Ontology annotation, biological process: mitotic DNA damage checkpoint signaling; protein phosphorylation. The coding region runs from base 1 to 1140 and encodes 379 amino acids. Gene Ontology annotation, cellular component: nucleus.
AUGUCGAAAUUAAGGACCCUAGAGCAUGUUCGCAGUUUUGAAGAAAUACACUCGCUUUUCGAUGUGAUCGAUAAAAAAGGUCAAGGCACAUUUGCUACUGUUUUUACCGUAAGGGAGAAGUCCGUUCCUAAUUCUGAACUUUAUGCAUUAAAGAUGAUUAUCCCUACCACAGAUCUUAAACGGAUAGAGAAUGAACUCCGGAUUUUGCGUCAAUUGAAUGGAAAACAUGGCGUCAUAAAAAUGCUGUCAGCCAUGCGAAUUCGCGACCACACUUUUAUUCUAAUGCCGUACAUUGAUCAUAUGUCUUUUUCGGUACUUAAUAUCUCAUCAUUUGAAAUUCAGAGCUAUUAUUUGACUUUUAAGGAAAAAGACAUACGAAGAUACCUUCUGCAUCUCUUGCGAGCACUCGAAUACGUCCACCGCUACGGCAUUAUUCACAGGGAUGUUAAGCCCUCCAACUUUUUGCUGGACCGGCGUACUCAAAAUGGUAGUGCUAGUGGCGGUGGAGGUAGUUCCACAGAGGAGCAAUGCGUCUGCGGCAACCGCCUGACCUUGUGUCGCGGUUGCCGUGGCUAUUCCAAGCAUCCUCCCGUCCGUCGGGGCGGCACUGUCGGCUACAGAGCCCCCGAAGUGGUCCUCCGCUCUUUCCGUCAAACCACAGCUAUUGAUUUGUGGGCCGUCGGGGUGGUAUUAUUGACCUUUCUCAGCGGCCGUUACCCUUUCAUCAAGGUGGAUGAUGACCUAGAGGUUCUUCAUGCUUUCACUCACCUUCUCGGUUAUGAGCGGAUGCAACAGGGCGCCCACGUGGUCGGUAAACGCCUCCUAGUCGAUCCCAAGCCACCGCCCCUACAAGAGGGAGAAACUCCAACCGUUUUCCUUAAAAAGCGACUGGUCACUAUUCGUAAGAACGAGCGGAAAUUGAUCGCUCCGCCACCGGUGAUGAAUGAGGUAGCCUCCCCACCCGAGUCUCACGGAGUCGCCCUUUCCAACACCCACAAAUUUCCCGCCUCGGCUUACGACUUAUGCACACGCCUUCUGGACCCCGUUCCCAGCCGAAGAAUAACCGCUGAGCUGGCUGUUAAGCACCCCUUUAUCCGAGGGACCGAAGUCAGGACUCAUAUCAGUGCGCCGACGAAAUAG